AGGAGAACUGGUUUCCAGUUAGGGGCACUAGAACCAGGAAAAUGGCAGUUUGUGUUGCAGUUAUUGCAAAAGAGAAUUAUCCAUUGUUUAUAAAAACUGUCCAUGCCGAAAAUGAGCUGCGAUUUUAUUAUACAGUUCAUACAUCAUUAGAUGUGGUGGAGGAGAAGAUAUCAUCAGUUGGAAAAAAUGUCAACGAUUUGAGAGAAUUGUAUCUUGGAUUACUCUAUCCUACAGAAGAUUACAAAGUAUAUGGCUAUGUAACCAAUACUAAAGUAAAGUUUGUCAUUGUAGUAGAAUCAACUAAUUCUUCCCUAAGAGACAAUGAAAUCAGAUCUAUGUUUAGAAAGUUGCAUAAUGCCUAUGUUGACAUGAUAUGUAAUCCAUUUUAUACACCUGGAGAAAAUAUAACAUCAAAAUCUUUUGAGAACACUGUAAGAUCAAUGAUGGUUCAAGAUUGAAGGACUGUUGACAUUUUUGUGAAAGUUAACUCUUCAUUAUCAAUCAGCUUGUAAGCUGGAACAUAGGAAUGGUUAUAGGUUUCUCUACUUACUGUGAUACAUUCCAUGGAGAGAAACAAAUAUGUGCAAUAUGUAUUGAUUAAUUGUUGUUUGAUAUAAUAAAAUAUUUAGAAAAGAA
This is a messenger RNA of Mytilus californianus (California mussel), 636 nucleotides long. RefSeq names its product trafficking protein particle complex subunit 2-like protein. NCBI's taxonomy places the organism in Eukaryota, Metazoa, Mollusca, Bivalvia, Mytilida, Mytilidae. The transcript has 5 exons. Gene Ontology annotation, cellular component: nucleus; TRAPP complex; cytoplasm. The coding region runs from base 42 to 458 and encodes 138 amino acids. The record is from RefSeq and is a predicted model, not a curated record. Gene Ontology annotation, biological process: endoplasmic reticulum to Golgi vesicle-mediated transport.